AUGAACAGCUUCAGCAUCGUCGACUACGUGGUGUUCGGUGCCACCAUCCUCAUGUCACUUGGCAUCGGUUUGUAUUUUGCCCUGUCUGGUGGACGUCAGCGAUCUACAUCAGAGUUUCUGGUCGGAGGUCGCAACAUGCAGAUUAUCCCCGUCGCGUUGUCGCUCGUGGUGUCCUUUGAAUCAUCCAUCAUGAUCCUGGGCAUUCCAGCUGAAGUGUACGUGUAUGGCGCCCAGGUAUUCUACAUGGGAAUAGUUGUGUUUGGGACAGCCAUAGGUCUCGAAGAAGUCACUGUUCGAUUGACGCAAAUGCCAGGCAAUCCAAAACAAUGCUCUAUAAUACCGUUCAUAGUGCUGCUGCACGUGCAGUUCCUGCAGCUCCAUGGUCCUUUGGGUGGAAUCAAAGCAAUUGUAUGGACCGAUGUCUUCCAGACGUUCAUUAUGACCCUCGGAAUCCUGGUCAUUGUCAUUAAGAUCCUUCCCAUCCUGACUGUGGACAUCUUUAAAGGUAUCCCUGGGAUGUUUGGACUGUUUGUGGCAGCUCUCUGUAGUGCCUCAGUGAGCACUAUUUCCUCUGGGCUGUCCAGUCUGGCGGCCACAACCUCGGAAGACAUCCUCAAGCAUCACCUGCCAAAUCUUUCCGACUUCAAGGCAACACUUGUAGCUAAAGUAGCAGGGAGGAUGUUGCGUACACAUAUCAACCAGGGCUUUCCUUUCACGAAGAACAAACGAGGAUAG
Molecule: messenger RNA, 735 nt
Organism: Haliotis rufescens (red abalone)
Lineage: Eukaryota; Metazoa; Mollusca; Gastropoda; Lepetellida; Haliotidae
Product: sodium-dependent multivitamin transporter-like
Exons: 7
Coding region: 1-735 (244 amino acids)
Biological process (GO): sodium ion transport; transmembrane transport
Cellular component (GO): membrane
Molecular function (GO): symporter activity
Source: RefSeq, a predicted model, not a curated record